CAGUGUGACCGCAACAUGAGCCAGCCUAAGCCUUGCGAGAAGAAGGGCAAGUCCGCCGAGCUCAGGGUUCAGAAGAUCCUGAACAAAAUAGAAAGCCUCAAGCUGAGCCAUGCCUAUAUCUCUCAGCUCCAACUCCCCAAAACGGAGGGUAGAAUGAAAAAAGUGUUGAACAGAAACCCGAAGUUGUAUUCGUUAAUUACAGUUUUAGUUUUGUGUGUGGGAAUGAUAGUGCAGUGGUUUCUGAAGGAUUUGUCGACGAAGAACUGCGUGUUCGAACUACCAUCAGCGUCCAAGACCCUCUUUCGUCCUCCUGAAGACUGCUCCAUGUGCAUCGGCGUGGAGGGCGCGGUGCGGCUCGCCAACACCUCAGCCCAGGAGUUCGAGCAGUAUUACGCGUAUAAUGCUGCCCCCGUGAUUGUUACUGAUGCUAUGAACCACUGGAAGGCUGUUCAGGAAUUCAGCUUCGACUUCUUCGCCAACUUUUACCGCGACGGCAAAAUGGGGAAGAGGAUCAACGACUGUUUCUACUUCGCGUACAAAUCUGGGCUGAACUCCUUGCAAGAAGUCUUCUCUAUGGACGCGGCGCGAGCCAACUUGUCUGGGGAGCCUUGGUACGUUGGCUGGAGCACCUGCUACAGCGAGGAAACCAGGAAAUUGAGGAGUUAUUACAACAGACCGUACUUUCUACCGAAGACUGCUGAGAGUGACAUGGUGGACUGGAUCUUUAUGGGCGGACCGGGACAAGGGGCUCAUAUGCAUGUGGAUUCAGUCAAGCACAUGUCGUGGCAGGCUCAGGUGCGCGGUCGCAAGCGUUGGGAGCUGGCGCCGCCGCCCGAGUGCCUGUACGCCUGUCGCUGGCUCGCCUUCACGCUGCAGCCGGGCGAGAUACUGGUGGUGGACACCAACCGCUGGUACCACAAGACCACGGUGCUGCCUGGCGACAUCAGCAUCACCAUCGGUGCUGAGUACGACUGAACCACGUGACUACUGAUAUACAUAGACGACACUGUUAAAUUGUUUUGCACCAAGGGAUCAUUUGCCCGGUCAGCGAAUUCAGGCGGAAUCAAUCAAUCUUAUAUAUUAUGAAAAUUAAAUAAAACU
Ostrinia nubilalis (European corn borer) is the source of this 1101-nucleotide messenger RNA. RefSeq lists its product as uncharacterized. The transcript is spliced from 5 exons. The record is from RefSeq and is a predicted model, not a curated record. Gene Ontology annotation, molecular function: 2-oxoglutarate-dependent dioxygenase activity. NCBI's taxonomy places the organism in Eukaryota, Metazoa, Arthropoda, Insecta, Lepidoptera, Crambidae. Bases 16 to 975 code for a protein of 319 amino acids.